AUGCCGACCUACAUGCUGAAAAAUCUUCCACAGGAGCAUGAUCCCCAGGCCAGUCUCGAUCAUGAACAGUUCCACGACCGACUGACAAAUCCCACAGACACUCCAUCUACAAAUCACUCUAUAUGUCCUGCACUGUGCACAACUAAAUGCAUGCCUGUACACACAUGUCAGAGUCAUCAUGCCUACGAUGAAAGCUGGGAGGAGAUCCAAAGCAAGAGAACCAUCAGAGCGGAAAACGAAGUAGAAGCAAACAAACUAGUCAACAACUAUAGGUUUGGUUUCAGAAAGUGGAAGAGCCACGUGACGGAGCGUCCAUUUGAAGUCAGGUCAGAGGUUGUGAAAGAGCUCUACUCUGAACUGAACGUCAUCAAACCAUAUUCAGGUCAUCUCAUCACUUGUGGUAACGUAGCAUAUGUGCUUCUCUUCGGUUGGUGGAUCUCUCUGGCCUAUUUCCUGAUUGGCCUCUUUAUGUUCAUCACUAUCACUGGUGUACCCUAUGGCAAGCUUUGCUUGAAGUUGUCCUGCUACUUCCUGUGGCCCUUCGGCAAGUCAAUCCAUGAGAUUGGAAAAACAUUGAGGAUAUGUUGUGAGCAAGCGCCAGACUGUGAGUGUGACUUGGAGCGGACGGAAGAUGACUCCCCAGUCCUGCUGCCGUCCCCCACAGACGGGCCGGUCCCAGAGCUGCCAGGACGACCUCUCCACACUCCCUACUGGCAUCGCUUCUCCACCUAUGUGUGGCUGCUGCUGGGAUAUCCUCCUCUAGUUGUAAUCCACUCCCUGGCCUGCUUCAUCUCCUGGAUCCUGGUCUUCACCAUCCCUGUUAGCAAGAUGAACGCACGGACACUGGGCGUCAUCCUUCUCCUGGCUCCUGAGGACGUCUCUGUCACCUCCUCCACACAGAGGAAGCAUCAAAUCUAUGAGACCAGAGCACUGCUGUGCUGCUACCAGGCGACAAACUGGUACUACUACAAGUACACUGUUGAUGGGAUCAAUGUGUUCGCUGUCAACCUCCUGCCUCUGGUAAUAGUUGCCAUUGUGAUUGGAUAUAUUGACAGAGAAAACAAGUAUGCCAGCUCUGACGUCAAGUUUGCCAUAGCAAUCUGCUCCAUCAUACCUCUGUCUUAUUAUAUCGGUAUGGGCAUUGCCAGUAUCUCAGCUCAGAGUAACUUUGCAGUGGGUGCGGUAGUGAACGCCACCUUCGGCUCCAUCACAGAGUUGACCUUCUACAUCACAGCCUUGCUCAGAGGUCACCGGGCAGCCAACCCGUGUCUGCAGGAGGUCGUCAAAGCGGCGCUGACUGGCACUUUGCUUGGCUGCAUCCUCUUCAUCCCUGGCGUCUGCAUGAUAAUCGGAGGACUGAAACACAGUGAGCAAAGAUUCAACAGUCGCUCUACAGGAGUGAGCGCUGCGUUGCUUUUCAUCUCUGUAGGAGGUGUGUUUGCCCCCACGCUGUUCUCCAAGGCUUAUGGAAGUCUGGUGUGCGACUCCUGCACCAACUCCUCUGGAGGAAACAGCAGCGGGGCGUUUGUCUGUCACAACUGCCACUACGACCUGAACAAUGGUACACUGUUCCGCAACCAUGUGGAGUAAGAUAUAUUUUUUAAGUCUUGUUUCAUAACAUCUCUUCUUGUUGGUGCAUUUAAAACCCUGACACCAUUAACAUUUCCACAAUGUCCGUGUUUGCUUGUUUUUUGCCACA
Molecule: messenger RNA, 1699 nt
Organism: Notothenia coriiceps (black rockcod)
Lineage: Eukaryota; Metazoa; Chordata; Actinopteri; Perciformes; Nototheniidae
Product: putative cation exchanger C521.04c
Exons: 14
Coding region: 1-1590 (529 amino acids)
Biological process (GO): calcium ion transmembrane transport; intracellular calcium ion homeostasis
Cellular component (GO): membrane; endomembrane system
Molecular function (GO): calcium:proton antiporter activity
Source: RefSeq, a predicted model, not a curated record